CUCAAUAACCGGAAGUCCCGCCUCUCAACCUGUGUCCUGACCCUCCAGAGCGGAGUUAUGCGAGAAGUUAGCUGGAAUAUGUUUUAGCGUUUACAUCGUAAUCACUUUAUACGUUUCAUUAAUUUAUAACUUUGUCAUUAUAAUUACAGUGGAGCAAUGGAUUUUAAUAGAAUGCAGCCAUUCCGAACCUAUAGAAACGGAGUCUCAAGUGAUCCAUAUGAUUACCAAGAUGAAGUUGAUGGCAGUAAUCCGGUGGCCCUUGCUUCAAGGACAAUGUACGAUUAUUUCGAUCUAUUCUACAGCCAACGAGAAUUGAUGGCAGAGACCGAAGACAGUGAUGAUGAAUGGUUAACAAAGCAGUUAGAAAUCUCAGAAAAGGCAGAAAGAAAGCGGCUGAAGAAACAGAAACGGAAGGAAAGAAAGCGACAAGAGAAAAUGGAGAAGGAAAAAGAGAACACCGUUACAAGUGGUUUGCAGCAAUCCACUGCGGAGGAGAAUUUGGCGGCUGGCGACAAAUCGCAAGACGGUGCGGAGGCUCAAUUUGAAGUCGGAGCGGAAGCAGGCACGCUAUCUGAGGCAAGUGAUGAAAGCCAUUCCGAGGAUGGUUGCAACCAGGUUUUAAAAGAACUGGAUUUGACAAGUUGUUUUGUGAGUCAAGCGGCCCAAAGAAUUCAGCAUAAAUGUGGUGCCAAGUCCAAACCUGAGAAGGAGAAAAAGAAGUCGCCCAACCAAGCACAACUCCCCAAAGAAUCUCACAAUGACAUCAAGAAGGAGGUUUCUCCUGACCGCUCGGUGCUGACCGAUCAUGUUGAAAUAAGCAACGGUCUCGCAACUCAGGGGAAUCAAUGCGCUCGUGAUGGACGUUAUGAUUUAGCGGUGGAUUUUUUUACCCAAGCCAUCCAGUACAAUCCUACGGAAAUGAGGUUGUUUGGAAAUCGAGCGUUCUGUUUGGAGAAGUUGCAGGACUAUGAGAAGGCCCUGGCUGACGCCGAGUUAUGCCUCAAGAUGUCCCCGUGCUGGAUUAAAGGCCUCUUUCGCAAGGGGCGGGCUUUAGCCGGUUUGAAGAGAUAUGAGGAGGCGGCGCAAGCCUUCCAGGGGGUUCUCAAGCUGGAUCCCUCUUGUGCUGAGGCGGCUCAGGAAAUGAUGCAAACGCAGAUACUGGAGCUGAUGGAGUACGGAUUCACGCGGGACCAGAGUUCAAAUGCCUUAAUUAUACACGGGACGGUGAAGAAGGCACGCGAGGUGCUGUCUGCAUUAAAGCCCCAAAUCCAAGCUCCCCAAGUGCUGGCAGCUCCAGAAACCCCCAUGAAGACCAGACACCCCGGGGCGGUCCACAGCGCCUUCAACAGCCAAAGUCAAGAGGAUUGUCAGCCGGAACUGUUUCCAGUGUGGGUGGGCAAUGUGGACUCAAUGGUAACGGAAGAGCUGCUGUUCAACAUGUUCAGCAAUGCGGGUUCAGUUCACAGCGUCAAGCUCCUGCUCAAGCAACGCUGUGCCUUCGUCAACUUUACGCAACAGGAAGGCUGUGACAAAGCCAUUCGAUUGUUUCACAACUUCAAACUGAUGGGGAACUGGAUCAUUGUUCGAUACCCCGACAGAAUCCCCGCCUUCGGGCGCUUCUCCAAGGCGGCCCUCCGCAGUGACAAUUUCCAGCAGAAUUCAAACGGAAGCGGCGUCAUGUGCUCCAACAGACAACAAAAGAAGGAAGGCCUUUUAAAAAAACAAUAAUGUUCCUUCUGCUGUUUAGUUUGUUUGGUUUAAUGUUCCUUCUGCUGUUUAGUUUGUUUGGUUUAGUUUUUCUUUUGAAAUGUUUCCAUUUGAAGUAUGACGACUGUCUUUUUAUUCGUUUGCUGUUUUAAUAAAAAUUGCAUUAAGGGA
Messenger RNA from Syngnathus typhle (broad-nosed pipefish), 1878 nucleotides. RefSeq names its product tetratricopeptide repeat protein 31-like. The record is from RefSeq and is a predicted model, not a curated record. Lineage: Eukaryota; Metazoa; Chordata; Actinopteri; Syngnathiformes; Syngnathidae. The transcript is spliced from 17 exons. The coding region runs from base 157 to 1728 and encodes 523 amino acids. Gene Ontology annotation, molecular function: protein binding; RNA binding.